AUCAUUUCCAUAAACCCAUCACAUUUCCGCAUUGCGCCAACAGAGAGUACAGAUGCGAAAGACGGCAAGAGUGGAUUAUAACAGUACUACUGCUGCAAACUUGUUGAGAGCAGUUCAAGCGCGAGAGUUCACUAGGGAGGAAAUGGAGGAGAAGGAAAAGAAGAAAGAAGAGAAUGAUGGGAAGAGGUAUUGUAUUCUAUAUUUACCUAAAGAUUGCAUCUAUAAAACUCUUAUUAAACUUCCCAUUGAGUCACUUAGGAGAUCAAGUUUGGUUUGCAAGCCAUGGUACAAGAUGAUCAACAACUCUAUUUUCAUCCAAAACCAUCUUCGUCGAUCUGAAAUGGGUUUGAUCUAUCUAAGUCGCCUGGAACAGAAACUAAUUCAGAUGAGAUCGUUUUUCAUGUCGACAAACAUUAUCUCCCGAGUAAAACCAACUGGGAGUCUCGAAUUGACCAGUAUGAAGUAGAGUUGAAUUUGCAAUUUAUGGAGAUUAAAGAUGGGAAAAGCAUGGUUAGGUCUUUGAAGUUAAGCUCUUAUGGAGAAAUACGAGCUGCGUGCAACGGCUUGGUUCUACUCGGAAACAGCAGAAUUUGUGGUCCAAUUGUCAUCAAUCCUGUGACUCGAGAAUACACUGUUCUUUCUCGUGGUACAAUAGCUCUCCCGCAGGAUGAAUCUUAUGGAUUUGCAUUCAGUUAUGGAACUGGAGUGUACAAAGUUGUACAUUUGUUUCGAGAUCAUCUGCCGUAUUUUGGAUGUGAGGUUGUAGAAGUUGGUUCUCAUACCUGGGGGUCAGUUGAUGGUCCUAGUUUUGGACUUAUAAGUCAGAUGGGAAAGGCUCCAAUUGUUUCCCUUGGAGCUUUUCACUGGAUGCCUCAUAUUGAGAACAAUGAAUACAUAGUGUCAAUGGGCAUUGAUGAUGAAAAAUUUCGCGAAAUCCAGUUACCGAAAACUAGUGGAAGAUAUGAUGGUGUUGAUAUGGUGGAUUGCUUAUCGAUUGUGAGUCAAGCCGAUUAUAAUCAACUUGAUGUUUGGAUUUUGGAGGAUUUGGAUGCAAGUAAGUGGAUCUUCAAACAGAGGAUUAUUGCGGGACUAACUCUGUGUAUGGUGCCCUUUGGUUAUAGUUCAAGAACCAAGUUAGUUCUGAAGAGAGACAUAAAUCAAACAUUGUUUACUUAUGAUUUUGAGCACAGGGAGAUGAAGGAGAUUGAAAUGAAUGAAGACUGUUCUCCAUGUCUGGGAUCUAAUGUUCCUCAUUUUAACAGCUUAGUCUCUUGGAAAAACCGUGUAGGUCAGCGACUAGAAGACGUCUGACGUUAAAAUGCAUCAAGGAUACUAUUCUUAUGUUGUAAGGGAUGGCAAAACAUAUGCAAGUAUCAACAAAUACUACAUUUUACUAUGGGAUAGAAUCAAGGAUGUUGUUAGCUUUGCCACUAUUGGGAUAGGCUGUUGUUAAUUGUCAUAAAUAAAACAAGUCAUUUUUAACAACUGCUUCUAAAAGUUACCUGUACAGUUUCCUGAAACAAUAACAACCUUUACUAAGAGAUCUUACAAAGCAGAUAGAAAAAGAAGGAAAAAAAUACAAGUAAAACACAUAGAAAGCUAUUGUUGCCUGCUGUUCAAUCUUGCCAAAACUAUAUAUUCAGACUCAUCAACAAAAUUUAUUACAGAAAAUGAGGAGGUAACGCUAGCUUGCAGGUCACAGUGGUUACAGAAGCUUCAAAUAACUGCAACAAACAUCGGGCAACUGUUGAAGUGUUGAACCUUCUGACUGGGUUACUUCUUGAGUGCAUUCUUUCUAUCCCUGAGAUUGUAAGGCUUCGCCCUCCUGGUUUUAUUCUUGUUCAGCACUUGCAUCUCCUUUAUGUUUGGAGAGUAUCUGUUCAUUCACAAAGUCAGAUAGUUUCCCCGAGAAGAGGAUCCAUAACAAUUGAAGAAAACAAGGAUAAUACCAAAAACUUGUUACGGUAAGUCUGUAAGAUUAAAAUUUAUUGCAAAUAUUUAUUGCAGCAAGGAAUAAAUAUUCUGGAAUCAAAUGAAAUAUUCCCACUCAGUAUGCCAAGCUAACAAAAAAAAAAAAAGAAUCUGGAAUCAAAUGAUAUCGUUUUGGUGUGUUUCACAAUAACA
This is a messenger RNA of Papaver somniferum (opium poppy), 2124 nucleotides long. RefSeq lists its product as uncharacterized. The record is from RefSeq and is a predicted model, not a curated record. Bases 484 to 1311 code for a protein of 275 amino acids. NCBI's taxonomy places the organism in Eukaryota, Viridiplantae, Streptophyta, Magnoliopsida, Ranunculales, Papaveraceae. The transcript has 2 exons.